Molecule: messenger RNA, 4801 nt
Organism: Phascolarctos cinereus (koala)
Lineage: Eukaryota; Metazoa; Chordata; Mammalia; Diprotodontia; Phascolarctidae
Gene: LMAN1
Product: lectin, mannose binding 1
Biological process (GO): endoplasmic reticulum to Golgi vesicle-mediated transport
Cellular component (GO): endoplasmic reticulum membrane; COPII-coated ER to Golgi transport vesicle; Golgi membrane
Molecular function (GO): D-mannose binding
Source: RefSeq, a predicted model, not a curated record
CUGUGUUUCGUACCCUCCGCCGGCGGGCUGCCUUGUCCCACAAUCCAAGAUGGCGGGGUCCAGGAGCAGGGGUCCCCGAGCUGGGGCCGGGCCGCUUCUCUGCGCGCUGCUGCUAUCUCUGAGCAUUUUCUCCAGCGCCCAAGAAGCGGGCGGGGACCGUGGCGGGGCCGCCGUCGCCACCCCGGCCUCGCCGCCCCAUCGCCGGUUCGAGUACAAGUACAGCUUCAAGGGGCCGCAUCUGGUGCAGAGCGACGGGACCGUGCCCUUCUGGGCCCACGCGGGGAAUGCAAUACCUAGUUCAGACCAGAUUCGAAUAGCUCCAUCUUUGAAAAGCCAGAAAGGAUCGGUCUGGACAAAGACAAAAGCUUCAUUUGAAAACUGGGAGGUUGAGGUGACAUUUCGAGUCGCUGGAAGAGGACGAAUUGGAGCCGAUGGCCUGGCAAUUUGGUAUACUGAAAAUCAAGGCUUGGAAGGUCCUGUGUUUGGAUCAGCUGAUAAUUGGAAUGGUGUUGGAAUUUUCUUCGAUUCUUUUGACAAUGAUGGAAAGAAAAAUAAUCCAGCUGUGGUUAUCAUAGGCAACAAUGGACAAAUACAGUAUGAUCAUCAGAACGAUGGUGCUAAUCAAGCUUUGUCAAGUUGCCUGAGGGACUUUCGUAAUAAGCCAUAUCCUGUUCGGGCAAAGAUUACAUAUUACCAGAAAACUUUGACAGUGAUGAUAAAUAAUGGCUUUACACCAGAUAAAGAUGAUUAUGAAUUUUGUGCUAAAGUGGAAAACAUGGUAAUCCCUGCACAAGGGCAUUUUGGAAUAUCUGCAGCAACAGGUGGUCUUGCAGAUGAUCAUGAUGUCCUUUCUUUUCUGACUUUCCAACUGACUGAGCCUGGAAAAGAAACACCUGCACCUGAUAAAGAAAUUCCUGAAAAGGACAAAGAAAAGUACCAAGAAGAAUUUGAGCAUUUUCAACAAGAACUGGAUAAAAAAAAGGAGGCCUUCCAGAAGGACCACCCUGAUAUUCAAGGGCAGCCAGCUGAAGAAAUUUUUGAGAGCGUAAGCGAUCGUGAGCUAAGACAAAUUUUUGAAGGGCAAAAUCGCAUCCAUCUUGAAAUCAAGCAGCUUAACCGACAAUUAGAUAUGAUCCUCGAUGAACAAAGAAGGUAUGUCUCUGCCUUGACUGAAGAGCUCUCCAAAAGAGGCCAUGGAGGCCCAGCACAGCUUGGACAGGCUUCUCAGCAAGAACUUGAUACUGUGGUGAAAACUCAGCAAGAGGUCCUGAGACAGGUGAAUGAAAUGAAAAAUUCUAUGGGUGAAAUCAGGCUGGUCACUGGAUCCCAGCAUGUGGGCACAGCAGGCAGUGUAUAUGAAACGACCCAGCAUUUCAAUGAUAUCAAAGAACACCUUCAUGUAGUAAAGAGGGAUAUUGAACAUUUAAUACAGCGAAAUGUGCCAUCAAAUGAAAGAGCAAAAUGCCCAGAACUACCACCAUUUCCAUCUUGUUUAUCUACAACACACUUUUUAAUAUUUGUAGCAGUACAGACGAUGUUAUUCAUUGGUUAUAUCAUGUAUAGGACUCAGCAGGAAGCUGCAGCCAAAAAAUUCUUUUGAUCACCAUUUUUGUAUGUACCUGUAUGUAUGCACAGAAUUUUGAUUGUAAAUGAGGGAAUUUUUAUGUGUUUAAAUUGCUUCAGUAGUCUAAAUUAUUAAUUUUUUGUUAAAAUUACCUGUUUAAAUGUUAAAUUGUGGUAAGAAUAAACCUUACAGAAGUGAGAACUUCAAGGAAAAACUGUGCACAGUAUAUAACUUUAUUUAAAAUUUAUUGAGUUGAUGGUUGGUGGUAGAACAUCCAACAAACAGUACAUUUAUUUCUAGUGUGUUUAGGGUAAGAAAAACUAGGGACGUGCCUCCCAAAAGGUGGUCAGUACGUUUGAUUUCUGGGGCAGAAAGUUUAUUCUUAAGAGUAUGAUGUUGUAAGUAAUUUUAUUUAAAAGAAAAUUUUUCCAAAAUUAAGAAGUUGACCUAAAGUCCAAAGUACAUAAUUUCCCUGUCAUAGAGGUCAGAGUAACCAAAGUCUUCAGGUGUAUGAAUCAGAAUAUCCUAAUCAAAGACCUACUCCUAUAAUCAUUUUAUGUUGACGUAACUCCCUCUGAAAGAAAUCAAAGAUAAUUUUGCUCAAGUAGAGGUUUCUUAGGAUCAAGAUGUCAACAUUUCAUAAUGCUUAUGUAGAAUUCGGGGGGGGGGUUUCCGUUUGAAUGUGGACAGUAUAUCUUAUUUUGAAAGGAAGCUGCAGGAGAAAAACUUAAGAAAGCUACUUUUUGCCUAAUUUUUGCCUAAACAUUCUUCUGAUUAACGGUUUUUACGGGUAUUUUGCCUGCUGAUAGAUUUAUUUCAUGCUCCUGAAUGUCUUCACCUCAAAGAAAGUCACUUAAGUCUUCUUUAAAAAUAGCUUUUUAAAAAUUUGUAGUUUAAGUCAGUUUUACCGUAUUUUACAAUGCAGCAUGUAAAUUCAGCUCUAGCAUGCAUAGGAUUUUAAUAUUGUAAAUAACUGAAAAGUAACCACUGCGUUCAAGUUACAAUGCCAUUUCACUAUACAGCCCGAAUACGCGAAUGUGUACAUCCCCUAAAAAUCUAGGAGGCUGUUCCUCAUUGUAAUUUUAAGGCUUUCAUGAGCAAUUUUUAAGAAAUAAAGAAGUAGACUUUUGUGAAUUUUUUUUAAAAAAAGCUUCAAGUAUUAAAAUGCAUUUGUGAGUAGGGUUUGCCUUUUAAUGUCCAAGUAUAAAAGGGUCUUCAUAAAGUCCUUGCACAAUUUUUACGCUUUGAGCCUUAAUGAUUGAAUUCGUAAGUAUGAUAAAAAUAAUUAUUCGUUGAAUUUAAGACUAUCAAUGAUUGAGGUUUUUUUUUCCCCCACAUAACUGAACCUGACCUAAGUGUUUCAUGGCUAACAGAACUUGCUUUCUCAUCUACUUCAGCAAUUUUUUAUUUGUCACAGGUCUUGGAAUAAAUAUACAUGGUGCGUAAUUCCAUAAGUCCCAAGCUAGUGACUUUUUAAUACCGCUUAGAGGUUGAUCUUCUCAUGCCAAUAGCCUACACGAGGACUCUAUGAAGACUCUGGUUUUGCAAUACUCUAUUAGUGCUAUAAUGUGAACUGACAGUCUUUUUAUUAUUACAGCUUCUGUGAACAUUUAUUUUGGGGUGAUAAAUAAGAAUAUUCCAGUAAGUGAUGUUUCACUCUACCAUAUUUACUUACCUGUAAUAAGAGUGAAUUUUUCCCCCUUUAUAAUGUUAAAUUUUGAAAUCCAUUUGGACAUAUGGAUCAUUUCAAAGACAUUAUCACAAAUUUGUUCUUUUUUAUCAGUACAUGAGAAAUUUUUAAUACCUUCAAAAGAAUGUUUAGGUUAUAAAGUAUGAAAUUCAUACUAAUCAUCCCUAAGGAAAAAGCUGCCAAAACCAGUGUUAAAAACUCCACAGUCACACUGUGCCUGAAACAUUGAAAGGAAUACCAAAUCUAUGCAGUAUAUUUUUGUCAGGCUAGAAUUCAAGUGAUCUCAUUCUGAUUAUGGCCUAGACAAGUAGGUACCUGCACUAUAUUGAGAGGGCAUAAUCAUGCAUUUUAAACUCCCUACUCUGUUGGAUAUUGAAUUGCUUUGAAACAUUGUAAGUCGAGUUGGGACGGGGCAGUUGUAUCCCAUUAAUUGGGUCUGGUUUAUCUUCCUCAAAAUAAUUGAAGAUAAGUAGAUUACUUACGAAGAAAAACGUUCAAACUUGGUGGGAAAAAAAGUCACUGCCAGGAUUCUUUAACUUUCUUUGUUAUUUUGGAUAAUUAAAUUUAUUCACUCUCACACCAGCAAAUAUUUUACAGGGUGCCUUGGAUUAAAACAAAAUUUUAUUUAAAAUAUAUCAGUGUUUUUUGUCAUAAAGUCACUUUUUAAAGAAUGCAAUAACAUCAUGGUUGUUAACUCCUGAUUUAAUGUACCUUUUUCAUGUUUCAACCUUCCAGCUAUGUUUUAUUUAAUUUGAAAUUUUAAAGUAGUAAAACCAUACAAGUACACUGUAUAUUAUCUGUUGAAAGGGUCUAAUAACAUCUUCCCUGGUUCAGAACUAGUGGCAUAAUAUAACACUUCCAUCAUUGAUCCCAUGAGCUUUUGUGCACUGAUUGUUUUGUACGCAUAACUUCCUUAAUGCUCUUUUUUAAUAAGGAACAAUUGGUAUAUGUUGUUAGCCACCCAGAAUGUUUCCUGACUCCUGAGUCAGCUUAUUGAUGACCUUUAAGCUCACUGACAUUCAGCCCACUGUGUUAAAUUCCAUCCCAAACCUGCCUACCAGAAAGCUUCUUGCAUUUAAUGGUAGUCAUGGUUGUGUUGUUUUGCAUAAAAUUAAAGAUGACUUAACAACAAAAGCAAAAUACGGACAGGAGAAACUACUUGAAUAAGGGAUUACCUGGCAUAAUAUGUUACAAAGAUACAGUCUUGGGGGAAAAAAUGUAAUGGCGAAUAUUAAAAUACAGUGACUAGAUCUCCCUCACCAAAUGUUCAUUACAGGGACAUAGUUUAAAAAAAAAGUUAUAUUGGUGUUUAAAAAAAAAGAUUUGAUGUAAAAUCUAUACUUGCAACUUUUUAGAUUUGUGUGUUGCCUAUUUAAGAUAUCAGUUUUAUUGAUGUUGCUGUAAAGUUGAAAUUAUUUUCUAGCCACUGUCAAUUGGAUACUAUUUCUCAAGUUAUUUUGUUUUUUGACUAAUGUUACUUGAUGCUAGCUGGAAUUCAAGAAAAGACAUUAACCUUAUUCAAAUAAAGAAAUAUUUUAUUAAAAUUA